AUGGCUAAGCAAGAAUACUACAAAAAACUACGUGCGUUGAAUUUUGCAAAGUAUAUGAUGAAAAGGAGUGCAACUCCUAUUACAUUUCAGUGGUUAACAGAUCCUGAAAUUGAACUCCAUGUAGAGAUCUACAACGCUACAAAAAUCUUCUCAAUAAGCCAUAGAAGUUUGUACGUUAGGUUUUUCAACACUUGUUUUGGCAAAUUCAUUUACACAUUUUUAAUGAUCUUCGGAUAUUCAAUUAUUCUUGAUGAUAUUUUCAUAUUGUUGGCCAAAUACGAGAAGGUCAGAGUCAAAAGGAAAAUAUCACAUGAUGGCUCCUUGAAAUGCCCAGCAUUCAAAGCAGAUCCACAAUUUUCACAAGAAGAAUACAAUUCACAAUCAUUCAACUACCUUCAGAUUUAUGAAACAAGUCCCGCCUACUAUCAGUGCCUCAAUGCGGAAUUACAAAAAUGCCAGUACAACAAUCAAUACUCAUUUGCACAGCCAGUUGUUUAUCCAGGCGGUCAACCAGGAUACGGAUACCCUCCUCAAGAAGGAAUUCCACCUCAACAGCCAGGCUACGCAUAUCCACCACAACAAGGAGUCUAUCCACCACAACAAGGAUAUCCACAGCCAGAUUAUCCACAACAAGAAUACCAAAAUCAACAGCAAUUUUAUGGAGUUCCUAAUCCACCAACUCCUCAACAACCACCAGAAGAAACCAAAGGUGACGAAGUGUAA
This is a messenger RNA of Trichomonas vaginalis G3, 723 nucleotides long. RefSeq lists its product as uncharacterized. NCBI's taxonomy places the organism in Eukaryota, Parabasalia, Trichomonadida, Trichomonadidae. The transcript has a single exon. Bases 1 to 723 code for a protein of 240 amino acids. The record is from RefSeq and is a predicted model, not a curated record.